AUGCAUGAUAAUGUUCUGCAUAUGCUAACAGAGCAAGCACCCAAUGUUUCUGAACCAGCAAUAGUUCAAGCAGUUCCCACACCUUCCCUAGAGCCUCGAAGCAUGUCAACAAGACCCAUUUGGGAAGCUCCCCUACACACAAAGAAAAUGCCAGCCUUGAAGAAAUUUAGACUGAGCAAAGAACUGGUUCAGGAAAGAGUGAAGGAUAACGUCAUUAUUGUGACCUUUGGGAACUAUGCAUUCAUGGAUUUUAUCCUGACUUGGGUUAAACACUUGACUGAUCUGGGGCUUUCUAACCUUCUCAUUGGUGCAAUGGACACCAAACUGUUGGAGGCUUUGUACUGGAAAGGUGUUCCAGUAUUUGAUAUGGGCAGCCAUAUGAGCACAAUAGAUGUUGGAUGGGGAUCACCAACAUUCCACAAGAUGGGGAGAGAAAAAGUUAUACUGAUAGACUCAAUCCUCCCUUAUGGCUAUGAGCUCUUGAUGUGCGAUACCGACAUGGUUUGGUUAAAGGACCCACUUCCAUAUCUUGCUCGCUAUCCUGAAGCAGAUGUCUUGACUUCCAGUGAUCAAGUUGUACCAACAGUCACUGAUGACAGGUUGGACAUUUGGCAACAAGAUGCUGCUAAAAGAUUGGCCAAGGAAUGGAAAGAUAUGCUUCUAGCUGAUGAAAAGAUAUGGGAUCAGAAUGGGUUUAAUGAUCUCGUAAGGAAACAGUUAGGACCACCUGUUGAUGGAGAGAGUGGACUUGUGUAUGCUUUUGAUGGAAAUCUGAAGCUGGGAGUUUUGCCUGCAAGCAUAUUUUGUAGCGGGCAUACAUAUUUUGCCACGUCAUUUGAAUUUCAAUCCAAAGAAUUUAAGGUUGACACAUCACUUUUAAAACCAGAACUCAAAUUUUCCAUAAUUAAAAAAACAAAAUAG
Prunus dulcis (almond) is the source of this 921-nucleotide messenger RNA. Its product is annotated as arabinosyltransferase XEG113-like. The record is from RefSeq and is a predicted model, not a curated record. Bases 1 to 921 code for a protein of 306 amino acids. Gene Ontology annotation, cellular component: Golgi apparatus. Gene Ontology annotation, molecular function: arabinosyltransferase activity. Lineage: Eukaryota; Viridiplantae; Streptophyta; Magnoliopsida; Rosales; Rosaceae. Gene Ontology annotation, biological process: cell wall pectin biosynthetic process. The transcript has 4 exons.